CGGAGGGUGUUGGCACAGCUGGAGGUGGCUCCGCCUCCGGGGCUCGCCGCCUCCUCCCUUGCACACCUCUACUGGUGGCCGCUCGCGCCCCUCCGUUGCGCCGGUAGCAGGAUCCGCAGCGGCCGCCGCGUGAGGCGGCAGUCACGUGUUGUUUUGCCGGCUGCCGCGCGCUCCGAGUGGAGUGGGCGGGGGCGCGGGCCGAGGCAGGAGGGGGCUGGAGCGGGCAGACGGGGGUAGACGGCCUCUUUCCCCAGCCCUCCCUUUCCCGAAUUUCCCCUCCUCCUCGCUCACCUUAAAACCAUCGUGCAUCACCAUGGCGAGCUGCUCCUUCACUAGCGACCAAGCGACAAGGAGACUGAGAGGUGCAGCAGCGGCAGCAGCGGCAGCUCUAGCAGCGGUGGCGACCACCCCGCUUCUUUCCUCGCGAACCCCGACCGCACUCAUUGGGACCGGGUCGUCUUGUCCGGGAGCCAUGUGGCCUUCCACGGCCACUGGCUCCCGGUCAGACUCCGAGUCCGAGGAGGAGGACCUCCCCGUCGGGGAGGAAGUCUGCAAACGCGGCUACCUGCGGAAACAGAAGCAUGGGCACAGACGCUACUUCGUGCUCAAACUCGAGACUGCUGAUGCCCCAGCUCGGCUGGAAUACUACGAAAAUGCCAGGAAGUUCCGGCACAGUGUCCGAGCCGCGGCGGCUGCAGCAGCGGCGGCCGCCUCUGGCGCCGCGAUCCCCGCGCUCAUUCCACCGCGGCGCGUGAUCACCCUAUACCAGUGCUUUUCCGUGAGCCAGCGAGCAGAUGCAAGGUACCGACACCUCAUUGCCCUUUUCACCCAGGACGAGUACUUCGCGAUGGUGGCCGAGAACGAGUCGGAGCAGGAAAGCUGGUACUUGCUGCUCAGCCGCCUCAUCCUCGAGAGCAAGCGCCGCCGCUGCGGCACGCUAGGCGCGCAGCCGGACGGAGAGCCGGGCGCGCUGGCGGCGGCAGCGGCGGCGGAGCCACGCUUCUAUAAAGAUGUGUGGCAGGUAAUAGUCAAACCCAGGGGGCUGGGGCACAGAAAAGAGCUGAGCGGCGUGUUCCGGCUGUGUCUAACCGACGAGGAGGUCGUGUUUGUGAGGCUGAACACUGAAGUGGCUAGCGUGGUUGUCCAGCUCCUGAGCAUCCGUCGCUGUGGACACUCGGAGCAGUAUUUCUUCUUGGAAGUAGGCAGGUCCACCGUCAUCGGUCCAGGAGAGCUCUGGAUGCAGGUCGAUGACUGUGUGGUUGCCCAAAACAUGCACGAGCUGUUUUUGGAGAAGAUGAGAGCCCUAUGUGCAGACGAAUACAGAGCCCGCUGCCGCAGCUACAGCAUCAGCAUCGGCGCCCACCUGUUAACCCUGCUGUCCGCUAGGAGGCACCUGGGCUUGCUGCCGAUAGAGCCGGGAGGCUGGCUCAGAAGGUCCCGCUUUGAGCAGUUUUGCCACCUCAGGGCCAUCGGCGACGGGGAAGACGAGAUGCUUUUCACCAGGCGCUUCAUAACACCCAGCGAGCCUGUGCCCGACUCCAGGCGAGAAAGACUGCACCUACCCAGAGGGUGCAGGUCAAGGAGAGCUAUUUCAGUGCCAGCCAGCUUUUUUCGCCGCUUAGCACACAGCCCAGCACGUCCCCCGCACCCUGCAAGAGCCCCGAACAAUGGAGCUUGCCUGUCUUCUGAAGUGUCUGGAUCUGGCUCUGGCAACUCUGGGGAGGAACGCAAUCCCCAGAGCAAAGAAGAUCAGGAAGGAAGUGGAGGCGACUACAUGCCCAUGAACAAUUGGGGGUCAGGAAAUGGCCGGGGCUCAGGAGGUGGCCAGGGCUCAAGUGGCCAAGGCUCCAGUAGCCAUAGCUCGGGAGGAAACCAGUGCUCAGGUGAGGGACAGGGAUCCCGAGGUGGCCAGGGUUCUAGUGGUGGCCAGGGCUCAAGUGGCCAGGGCUCAGGAGGUAACCAGUGCUCUGGAGAUGGCCAGGGCACCGCAGGUGGGAACGGUUCAGGUGGUGGACAGAGACCUGGAGGUGGGCAUGACUCAGGUGGUGGCCAGGGACCUGGAGAUGGUUAUGGCGCAGGUGGUGGCAAGAACUCUGGAGGGGGUAAAGGUGCAGGAAGUGGGAAAGGAUCUGAUGGUGAUGAUGAACGUGGAAAAUCUCUGAAGAAAAGAUCCUAUUUUGGCAAAUUAACCCAAAGCAAGCAAAUGCCACCACCUCCACCACCUCCUCCUCCCCCCCCACCAGCUGGAGCAACUGGUGGAAAAGCGAAGUCUGGGGGAAGAUUCCGACUUUAUUUUUGUGCUGACAGAGGAGCCACAAAAGAACGCAAAGAAGCCAAAGAAGUUAAAGAUGCAGAGAUCCCAGAAGGUGCAGCUCGUGGCCGCCACAGAGCCAGAGCUUUUGAUGAAGAUGAGGAUGACCCAUACGUGCCAAUGAGGCCAGGGGUGGCUGCCCCUCUUGUCAGCUCCAGUGAUUAUAUGCCAAUGGCUCCUCAAAAUAUCUCUGCUUCAAAAAAGCGCCACUCUCGAUCCCCUUUUGAAGAUUCAAGAGGGUACAUGAUGAUGUUUCCCAGAGUGAGCCCACCACCUGCUCCAAGUCCUGCACCGGAUCCUAAUAAAGGGGAUGACUCAAAGGACAAUGACAGUGAGAGUGACUACAUGUUCAUGGCUCCUGGAGCCGGUGCAAUUCCAAAAAACCCCAGAAAUCCUCAGGGUGGCUCUUCCUCCAAAAGUUGGAGCUCCUACUUCUCUCUACCAAACCCUUUUCGGAGCUCACCUUUGGGACAGAGUGACCACAGUGAGUAUGUACCAAUGUUACCUGGAAAGUUCCUGGGGAGGGGCCUAGACAAAGAAGUCUCCUAUAACUGGGGCCCCAAAGAUGUAUCUUCAAAGCCUUCAGGUGAGGGAUCAUUCUCAAAGCCUGGAAAUGGGGGAUCACUUUCAAAGCCUUCAGAUGAUGGGCCCCCAAAGGAUAAGGCUCUGAGACCUAACAGACUUUCUUUUACUACACAAGAAUAUAAAAUCAAGCCAAAACAACAAGAGCCCACACAUGAGCAGAGAGAAGCUGACAGCUCUAGUGACUAUGUCAACAUUGACUUCACUAAAAGAGAGAGCAAUACACCAGCUCCCUCUACUCAAGGACUAUCAGAUUCUUGGGGUAUAAUUGCUGACCCCAGACAGCCAGCCUUUCAUAAUUAUGUGAAUGUUGAGUUUAGAGUGCCAUUUCCAAACCCAGCAAGUGACUUCUCAGAUCUUUUAAGAGCUAUACCACGUGCCAACCCCCUAUCGCUGGACAGUGCUAGGUGGCCACUUCCUCCUCUUCCCCUCAGUGCUACAGGUAGCAAUGCUAAUGAGGAAGAGGGUGACUACAUUGAAGUAAUUUUCAACUCAGCAGUGACACCAGCCUUGCCUUUUGCUGACAGUGCCAUUCGCUAUGAUGCUGAAACAGGUCGAAUCUAUGUGGUCGACCCAUUUUCUGAGUGCUGUAUGGAUAUAUCUCUCUCCCCCAGCCGAUGUUCAGAACCACCACCUGUUGCUAGGCUGCUGCAGGAGGAAGAGCAGGAGGGAAGACGCCCACAAAGCCGUUCUCAAAGUUUCUUUGCAGCAGCUAGAGCCGCUGUCUCGGCUUUUCCAACAGACAGCCUCGAGAGAGACCUUUCCCCAUCCUAUGUCCCGGCUGUUGCUUCAGCGGCAGCACCUACUUUAGCUGUCCGCCAAGUUGUAGCUGCGGCCUCAACGCUCGCCGCGGCCCCGGGCAUCGGCGCAGCAGCCGUCGCUGCUGGAUUUGACUCCGCCUCCGUCCGCUGGUUUCAACCUGUUGCUAAUGCAACUGGUGUCGAAGGCCUAAGGGGGGCCCAAGACAAUGCCGGUGGCUCGAACCCUGGAGCCCACAACCCAUCUGCAAACCUUCCCAGAGGUGAGAACCGGGCUGGCGGGGCUGCCGCUGCAGCUGCCGCUCCCGAACCCCCACCUCGCAGUCGCCGGGUGCCGAGACCCCAGGAGACAGACGAUUCUGACAACGACGACGACACUUACGUGAGAAUGGAUUUUGCCAGACCUGACAACCAGUUCGACUCUCCCAAAAGAGGUCGGUAAAUUUAUAAUUAAUUUCCCUGAAGUGAAUGGUUGUUGUUUAAUGAAUCGAUGCGCUACAGUCUACAGUGUUAGGGAUACUAUUUCAUUAAUUGGUGCUAUUCGACAUGGAGGAUAGAAUUCAGUUUUAAUUAUUCACACAAUGCCUUUUUGAUCUUUGCAAACAUUUAAGUUUUUAUCUAAUCAAUUUCUUUGGACAGAACUGAUUAUCCUUUAAACAUUGGUUCUACUUUUUAGGGGUAGCUAAACCGCAGACAUACAGCAUAAGGAUACUUUUAAACAGCCUUCCUCAUCAUUUAAAGAUAAUGUAAAGCAGGAUAUCAUAAAUUGGGUUCCACCAACUAAUUUUCAAAUCAACAACUAAUAGCUGCUUUUCUGCAAAUGCCCAUAUUUAAGUGUAGGGAUUUAAUGAGAACACAGACUAUUAAGCAAGAACAAUCAACUAUUUAUGUUUGGGGAGCAUAAUUUUCUCCUUUGAAAGUUACUUUUUAAAGAGCAGUCAUUGUUAUGCUAGUUUGCUGUAGUUUACCAAGAAAGUUAAAUCUCAAUUGUUAACGUGAAUGUCUGGGAGGAACAAAACAUAAAUAAUCCAAAACAGCAAGUGAUUAAAAGAAGACAGUAUUUGGCUCUGGAAUGUGUUUGUGUGUUGAUUUUCUUUUUGUUUUUACACAGGAUAAAUUCCAGAAACCUUGAGUGUUCCUUUUCUCUGUCACUAAUAAUGACAGGCAAGUCACAUUUGCUGUGCCUCAUUUUCUUCUUUUGACCCCCCACCCUUCCAGAAGAGGGUGUGGUGACAACUUGAUAAUGGAUAUGAAUUUUAUUUCAAAGGCUUAAAAAGCAGUUAAAACAUUUAAUUCGUAUAUCUUAUGGGAAAUCAAGGAAAGCAAGAUAAGGCUGGAGGAAGACCUGACCCCAGGGGCAGCUUACCCUGGAAUGGUAGAAGUUUUUAAAGGGCUACUUUUCCAAAGGAAGAAGUCAGGAAGAGUAGAAACUGUCAGACUUGGAAACAAGACUUAGAGUAAUUCUACUGUGUACAACAUUGUGCAAUGUUGUCAUCAGUGUGUCUUGAGACAUUUUCAGGAGAUGAUUGCAAAAGAUGAUGUCUCCAUAGUCUCAACUGCCUUCCCUCUUUACUUGAAUAUGCUUUUUUCCCAGUGAAGGAAGGGAUGGACCCCAGCAGUUUUCAUUCCAGUAGUCAGUUUAGUGAAGAUUUUUGCUUUGCUUGCUUUGUGGAAUGCUUUUGUGAUUGGAUCUCUGCCCACUGUGCUUGAUCAGGCAGAACAAGUUGAGGACUGAUCACAACAGUCACCUAACAAGCUCCCUAUUUAGUGCAGGUGUAGCCCCCCCCACCUCCCCUUUCUCUCCCUGCUAUAGAAAACUUGCCAUACAAAAACUCACAUUUGCUGCACGGACACAUUAAAGAGUGAUCAUUAAAACAACAAAAGGAUGCUUUGGCUUGCCAAAGGAUUCAAUUCAGACCUCUUUUAAACUGUGAGUCCCCUCCCAACACACACACACGGACACACACACGAUCACCACUGCUACCAUAAUCAUACAUUUAAAAUAUAUAAUUUCAUUUCCAAGACUUUAAUCCACAAUAAGCUUUUCAAGAAUAGAUCUAUUUAAUUCUGUAGAAUAUACCUGAAAAUUGAUCUCAAGCUAUUGUUUGAGCCUAACUGUUGAAGACACCAUUUAUAAUUUUGAUGUAGCCGAUACAUAGCUGCCUGUGUCCCUGUAAUACAAAAGGACCAGUUUUCAUAGAAGUUUAUCUAUACUUUCAAAUACCCUGAUCUUUCUUAAAGAUGUAAAAUAGUGAAAUCUUAUUGUUUCUUAAAUAAAUUCUGACUUCCCAAGGAUUAUCUAGAUGCAAUGAUCAUUAUCUUAGCAUAAAUUACUGAUUUAUGACUUUGUAGCUAUUUUGGAGAUUUAACAUUCUGUAAAUGCAUUGUUUAUUGAGGAAAUUCCUAGCUUUAUUGAAAGACUACAGCAAGGAAGCUAUAUCUCACAGGGAGUCAGGCGCUUAGGUUGAAAUAAGAAAAUCAAUGUGGAAGCACUUUGGAAUGUUAAAGCACUUUACAUAUGUAAGAUAUUUUUAGUGUCAUUGGAUUAAUACUGAAGUGAAAUUUCAACAGUUUAAACUGAUUUAGUUUCUUGCAAAAUAAUUGGUCUUGAGAGUGAUUCCUGCACAUAAUUUGCUGAAAUACAAGAAAGGAAUGGUGGGGGUUGGGGGGAGGUGGUGGUGGUGGUGGUGGUGAAACAACCCAUUUUAGGAAAUGACUUUGGUUGGCAUUCUAAUGUAAAAUGUAUGGUAGAAUGUUGUCUGUGAAGUGUUAAGAACAAGCUGAAUGAUUCUGAUCCUUUUUUUUUUUUUUAUUGUAAAGCUGCAGAAUAAUUUUCACCCAUUUCUCAUCUCUCCUUAUCUUCCUAUCUAACAUUAAGACAAAAAAAAUCAUGUUAGGAAACAAAAACAUAAUGCUUUGACAGAGGAAAAAAUACCAUCUUUAUUAGAAGUUACGUAUUUCAAAAAGCCAUUUUAAUUGAUAGGAAGUGCUUAGAACAGUGCCUGGCACAUAGCAAGUGCUGUAUAUGAAUUGUUUUACAGCUAUUACCAUUGUUAUUGUUGCUACUGUUAUUAUUACAUUUAGAAACACAAACCUAAAUUAAAAUUCUCCAUCUGAAAAUCUCACUUUUCAGUUAGUCUUUACUUCCAUUUAAAAUAGUUUAUAUUGUUGUUUAUAGAUUACCAUUUAAGUGAAGUGAGAUUAUAAAUCUGUGAGACAGCUUUUCUCAUGUAACACAAAAUUAAUAAAUGAUCUCAUUUACCUACAGUCACAUUGCAUAUAAGUACUUUAAGGGAAUUUACGCAAGCUGAUUAGAAAGAGACACAGAAGUACAACCUUAAACAUGACUUUAUUAAUAAAUGAAAUAAUUUUUAAUCAUUUAUUGAAGAUGAAGUCUUCACAUUUUAAACACACAGGUUCAGCUUGACUGUUAACGUGUGUAUGACUAUUUGCUUCUUUUUCUACCUUACUUAAUGUAGAAUUCAUAGUUCAAAAUGACUUGAGGUGAAAAAUUUCCUGUUUUUUAUUCACGAGAUAGGAGGAUAUAAAAAGGCAGCUUUAGGAGGGGUGAGAGAAUCAGUCAGCUAAAUUAGUAAUAUUAUGAUAGCACUUGGUAUUAAAAAGCAAAAAAAAAAAUCUGUAGUAAUUAAUUUUUGCAGUGUUAGACACUUUUAUCACCAUGAAGGAAUCUUAUGUUUCUUUUGAGUGUACUACUGCCAAACUUGUUGCUAUCAGUUAUAGGCACUAGGAACACAUUGUUUUUAUUGUAUUGAACUUACUUAUUAUAAUUUAUUAGAAUAAGAUUUCCAUAUAGCAGAAAUUUCCCAGCUAUCAUUGAUGGAUUACUUAUUUUAGGUGACAUUCAAUCCCUCAAAAUUGGACAGUGUUUGGACUAAUGAGGUAUUUGACCUAUAACAAUUAAAGAGGACCUCACUUAAUUAAAGUUAACUAAAGUUGUUCACAAUCAUUAUUCAUUUGCAUUCAUUGUAUUUUAAGAGUGAUGCUUUCAGGGCAAAAAUUUCAACUACCGGCAAUAUACCUACUUUAAACAAGGACCAGAACUUUAAUUAAGCACACCAGAAUAUCACACAUAUAUAAAAAUUCAAACAAGAUCUCUUAUUUUCUUUUCCUCUCCCUAAUCCCCUGUUUUGGGAACAAACUCAGGCUUCUCAGAAGGACAAAAAAAAUUUCCUGUGGGAAUAGAUGUGGCUGACCAGCAUAGGGAGACCUAAGGAAUAGUUUAUGUGAUUUAAAAGGGUCUGUUGUUAAAUUGUUGAAAUGUAACAAAUUGUUGAUUGAGGAAAUGCUUUCCAGUUGCAGAUUGCCUUAUAGUUUGCAAAGCACAUUCACAUUCAUUAUUUUACUGAUGGACGGUAAGUAUUGGAAAUGAAGCCCAUGUUGAGAAUUUUCCUGUGAUCAAACAGGUAAGUGGCAGAGCUGAAAAUCUAACUCAUACAUCUGAUUUCAAGUCCAGUGCUCUACCCAACAUGAAAUCUCUCUUUAAUCGGGUGUUUAGUCUGUUAUUUUCCCAUUGAUAACAGAGUAUUACAUGGAUAAUGAUUAGGAAUAAAUUACAAGUUUGCUUUCAUUUGAUAGUAGCAAAUUUCGUUGUAAGUAAUUCAUUCAGAGCAUUAUAACUACGGACUAUCUGCCAGGACUUGGGUAAUUUUAUUACAUUGAACUGUUUGCCCUGGUUCUUAGAAUAAAAGAAUUUGACCUUUGCUGGAAUUGAAUCUUUACAUCUGAUCUGGGGAGGAGUUGGUUAAUCUUUAUUACCCAAACACAAAUAGUGUGUGUGUCUAGAUCUCACAGAAACAUUGAAAGGAAAGAAAGGAUUUGAGGGUGCAUUCAGUAAAUUUCCAUUAAUGAUCAUUUAUUUAACUGAAGUUAGAUUUGUUUGAUCUUCCUAAUAACCCAUUGACAUUUUAGAGUUAUAGCAAAAAGUCUUUUCAUUUAAUUUCUUCCCUCAUUAUAAAAUUUCAUAUUCUAACUAAACCAGCACAGUAGGCAAAACAGGAUAAAGUAAGACAGGUAGAAGAAUAAGCAGUGUAGCAAUAGAUGUUCUUCAUUGGUUUAAAAAGUAAACUUGCUUUUGGCAGUUAGGCAAGUAGAUUUUAGAAGCCUUGAAAAUCAAACUGUCUCCUUGGGACAUAAAAAUCCCUGUUUAAAAUUAAGUUCAUUUUGAUUUAGCACUGUUUUUAAGGCUUUAAGAGUAUGUAAAAAUAGCCCAGACAUUUUAUUGGCAGUAUUGGAAAAUAGCUUUUAAAAAAUGCUUAAUUAAAACCUACAGUAUAUUUUGUCUAAGAGGUGCUGCCAGACUCUUAGAUAGUGAGGAUCAUUUACUAGAAAACACUGCUUGGUCCUGACUGAGAAAUGAGAAAUUAAAAACACUACUUUUUAAAAUAAUGAAAUAAAUACAUCACAAUGCACCGAGUUUUUUCCAUAGCAUUGGAUUGCUGAUUUUAAAGCUAUUGAUAAAAUUGCUAAGAAAAGUGUGCUUGCCAUAUGAACUUAAAGUAUAUUCUCUAGCAAUUCUGCAUUGAUUAUUGGUAAUGUAGCUACAGUUCUCACAUUUCAAUCUUAUUUUGGAAAGGUAGGCUCAACAUUUGAGGAACAUAUUUAGAGAUUUUUCUAGUGUAAAUGUAUAUACUAUUUUAGGUUUGCAUUUCUUUAGAGGGUACCUUUCAACUUCUGGCUGAGGAAUUAAUUCCUUUUAGAAUGGAAAACAUGUACUUAAAUACUUAUUAAGUAAAAUGAAAAAGUUACUGCCAUUUUCCCUUAGAUUCCUGAUACUUCUUUCUUACUGGUUAGGGUUGCAUUGGUUGUGUUCUGUGAGUCUUAGCCUCAUGUGCCCUUUGUCAAACCUAUGCCCUUAUAUUCAGGCAAACAUCCCCUUUUCUGGUCUCUUUCUGGCUGAAAAGGAGAGGGCCACUGUGGGAGUCCUGCAGGGCCCACAGAGGAUUUAUUUCACCAAAUGUUGAUCACUCCCAGUACACGGGCUUAGAUUGCAGAAGCAACCUUCCUCAUAGGGAUCCAAAGUUGUGCUGCCUGCCCUACUCUCACUUGGUGCAGAACCAGCUGGGCUGGUGUUUAAAGCUAUUUUCACGGUUGGAUGGAUCACAAUAUGUAUGAUGCUAGCCAGACCUUCUGGAUUUACCGAAUAUCCAAUUCUCUAUAAAUUGUAGUCACUUUAGCUAGUUUUGACAAUUUAUAUACAAUUCUCUCUACAAUUAAUAAUUUCCUACUAAUAGACUUGAAACUUAGACUAUCAGGGAAGUUUCUAUCUCAAAACUCAUUCUGAAAAUGGCUCACAUGUGUACCCACGGUGCCCUUGAAAGGCUGACCAGCAAAUGUGAUUUUCACUAUUGUUUUUUAAAGUGUUGUGCCUCCAGUCUUGAAAGUGUACCAACCUUGUCCUCACACUCAGAGUCCUGUGCCCCCAGCCCACCCCCAUGAUGAAGUCCUUAUUGUGGCUGCAGCUCUUAUCAUAGUUUCCCUUCUACUGUCACCCUACCUCUGACUAUUCCAGCUGCUUGAGUUUUGGGGACACAAUUCCUAUUGCCAUGGCUGGAAGACACAGAGUCUCAAAUUGAAAUUGCACAUACAUCUUCCCUCAGAAAUGAUGACUGGGUAUAGUCAAAAUAGUUCUCUGUUAGUUCAGGAGCUGCAUAGGUUAAAUAUAAACAUAUCUAGACAAAGCUAUGAACCUAUCCACCAUUUAUUUAAUUUAUGAUAUUGUUUCUAUAAGAUAAUUUAUCCUGAGUUUCAACUAAACAAUGACCUUGGAAUAUGUCUAUUUUGUAAAUAGGAAACUGCCUAUAUUAGAAUUAUAUUAACUUGCAUUCUUUAAGUUGGCAGUAACUAGGCAGCAGAGUGAAGUGGCCCAUGUGUGUGUUGGGAGGUAGUGGAGAAGCUGACCUAGCAUGAAAAUCCUGUAGCCGAUCUCCAUAGAGUUUGUAUCCAGAUACUCCAGACUGGAAUGCACAUGCGUAAGUGGUCCAGGGCCUGCUAACAAAGGGCAGGUGUAAAACAAUUGGGCUGACCUUUGAGGAGAUGGAGGUUUACGAGUGUCACACAUUUUCCUUACGGAUUCUUUUGAGUAUUGUGUCCCAAAACUAUUGCCAUUGUGGAAACAACAGUAUUUUAUCAUCUGAUCUAUGAAGGAGAUAAUAGUCGGUAUGUUGUAAAGACUCGUAGCAAUAAUUGCUAGUUUUUAGCCUUGAGGAAUAGCACUUAAUUUUAUCAAGUCCUAGAGAAUCAUCGUCCUCUGCAAUCACAGGGCACAGAAAAGUAUGAUCAUCCAUUCUUACUGAAAAAAAAAAAAAAACAACCUACAUAUACUCCAGAGACAAUGCUAAGCUAAAUAAUGUAAUUGCAUUAUUAUACAUUCAUCUUUGGCAUGUAUGUGUCAAUUUAUCUUUAUUUGCUUCCUUUCCUUUUUUUUUUCCUUUUGCUUUACUUAGUUGCCCCUGCUUAUGUGAGCUCCAGUUGAUUGCAGGUAUAGCAUGUUGUCUAACAAAAAGAGUGAGGAAUUUGCAAAAAAUCUUGAAAAACAUUUUUGAGCUCUAGGAAAACUGGAGUUGAAAAGAUAACUAAGAUAAUAAGAUUUCAGAAGGGGAAAAGAGAAUGAGAGAAUAACAAUGUUGCUAUAGGUUCACCUUUCUCUGAGCAGAGGAAAUAUUGCUAUUUCAGACUUCAAACUGUAAUAGAGGCAUGUUUACGAUUCAUAUAAAGAGGUCUGAGGUACCCUGGAGGAAUUGCCUUCUUGGCUCGCCCUGUGAAUUUCCAGGGAUAUUGAAGUCAUCUGUGCUUUAUUAGCAUAUUAUAGAUUAACGUUCAGGUUUCUAUCAUUAUAUAAAUUAAAACAGAAAAGUUUACUUCAUUUGUUUUUGAGAACAAAUUUCCAUGCCGGAUUUUGGUAGGAGGAGCAGGGAAAUAUUUUGACUCAUCAGAGUCCAUUGAGGUUUUCUAUCUUACAGAGAAAAAUUGCUUGAAGAGUAUACCACCCAUUAAAAGGGGUAGAAUUAACUUGUUGUUUAAAAGACCUUUGAUUAAUUGAAAAAUAAGAAUAUACAAUAAGGUGUUUAUAACCUGUCAGUAUCAAAUGGGAAUAAUACAUCUCAAACAGACCACAUUAUUACAAGCAUCGCCAUUUACCUUUCUGAUGGUGAAAUCACAUAAAAAUGAAUGGGAGACAAAUCUAAGGUAUGACUGUUAGCCCUUUAAUAUUCAUUUUGCAGACUUUUCACAGCUAAGUUUUAAUCUCGAAUUGCUUUCCUUUGCCACCCAGCGAGGUUCUGAGUUGCUUCCUUACGCUGUUCUUUGGAAUGUGCUCCGGGAAUGUAAGCUCAUUUUAAUAUUGGCCUAAGUAAAACAGGAUUAUAAAAGCAAAUCUGUGUCUCAAGUUCCCAUAAUGCAUUUCAAAAGCAAGUUAAAUUAUUUCGAGAUUAUCCUGUUUUGGAUACCAUUAUUCCUUUCUGCUAAAAUCGUUAAUCAAGAAUUGACAAAUACAUUUGUGAAGUAAACAUGAAAAUACACAAUUAUUUGUCACUUUUUAUUAAUUUAUUAAGCAUUCACUUAAUGCUGGUGUAGGUGUUCUAGGAAAGCAAUGGCAAUAUGAUUCAAAUUUUAGUAGAGUCUCUGUCAUUUAAAAAAAGGAAAGAAGAAAGAAAACUCCAAUAACAACAAAUGUUCCUAAUCUUAGUAUAAUGCCAAUAGGGUAGUGAUAUGGAGCUUAAUUUGAAGGUUUUGAGAAAUAUAUAUAUAUGACAUCCAGUGUAUCAUAUAAGACAGCAAGAAGUCCUUUUUAAAGCACAUGUAAUGUGCUACAUAUAGACAUAUGAAGAUAUUUUUGUACUAAAACCAAAUAGUAAACUAAACUGGGUGAAAUACCUUUCUAACCUUAAAUAUCUUUUAAAAUGUAGCUGAUAUCUGAUAACAUUCUGUAAUACUAGUCUGGCCUAAUUUUCCAGCAAGUAACAGUUACUAAUAUGCACUCUCACAGUUAACUGUGGUUGUCACAGACUCCUUUCUUCCUGUGUACAACUAGAUACAUAAAAUGUAAAAUUUCUAAACCCACUGUUGACAGGAAAGCUUAAUAUCUUUACUAAUCUAGGGUAUUUUUUUUGAGACAGGGUUUUACUGUCACUCAGGCUAGAGUGCAGUGGCACAACAGGAUUUUACCAUGUUGCCCAUGCUGUUCUUGAACUCCUGGCCUCAAGGGAUCCACCUGCCUUGGCCUCCCAAAGUGCUGGGAUUAUAGGCAUGAGCCAUUAUGCCUGGCAUUUUUUUAACCCUUUAAUCUGUAGGAACAAACCUAUGCAUUGAAUCUUAAUGAAUAGACACAAGUAGUAAGAGAGGAAUGUACUUUUCCCACUCAGUGCUUUAUCCAGCUGCAAAUUUGUUACAUUUUUAAAGCCCUUGAACCCAGGAGUUUGGGUGGGGCUGCAGUGAGCCAUGAUCAUGCCACGGCACUUCAGCCUGGGUAAGAAGUCAGGAUAGUGAGACCUCAUCUCUAAAAAAAAAAAAAUUGUAAAACUUUUGAUGAGAAAAUUAAUACUUAAAAUAUGUAUUUCCAGUUUAAUACACAAUCUUGUACUUUAAGCCCACUCUGGAAGAUGUUUUCCAUGGAUUCUUUUAGGAUGUCUCAAAUAAAAUAGAAUACUUGGUACUUUGAGGUGACCUGAUCUUAAGGUAAUACUGGCAUCCCAUCAUCAAUUUGCUGAUCAUUUAUCCUUAUCCCUUCUCUGGUCCAGCACCUUCUUUGUAUCUGAUCCACACCUCCUGCCACACUCCCCAUUACGCACCCUCUCAAAAGCAGAAAGCCAAGAGAAUAAUGCUGGAACUUUUUUCUUUUAUUAAACAGAUGGGAAUUUAAAGUCUCCUUGGCAGGUAUGACUUUGUUCUAUUAGAAGAAAUUCAAUGAUUGAGUCUAGAGACCAUCACCAAGGCUGUACUUAAAUCCUAUGACUUGUGCUACAUAACCUGGUGAAGGCAUAGUCACACAUGUAGAAGAAGAAGAAGAAGAAAAAAAUCUGUUUCUCUGCACAAUGCCUGGCUCACUUGUGGGCUCCACUGGAAGAAAGUAGAACAGUGCACACAUGUGUAAAGAUGCUGUCCACCAGAAAUGUCAGAGUGGCAGCGUGGGGGCCAAAGGAAUAACUGCCCUUAUUUCCUUGCCCAGCCGAUAUUCCUCACAGGCAGCCAGCAGAGUUGAUUAACUCUGUCAAUGCCCAGGCAGUCUCCUCUAUAUAGCUCUCAAAAACUUCUAGUUAGAUUUUGUUUUGUGUUUUGUUCUUUUGUUUUAAACCAGGGUGGGGGUGAAAGCUCUCCACAUUAAUUCUUCAAGUAACUUUUGUUUUAUCAUCUUUUUUCUAGAGUGAUUAUAUUGACACGAAAACACAUUUUAGAAGAAAAGUGAUACUUAUGGAAUUUUAUCUUCAUCUACUCCAGAUCUGCCUACAGGAAAGAAAAUUCAGUCUUCUGAGUAGAAAGCAACCUAAAUUCCUACAAGCCUACAAGUGGACUCUGGCAAUUGAAUGAUCCUAUUCAUGCAGAUCAUUCAUCCUACUGCUUAUGGAUCCAGUGAUUUCUAAUUAACAAAUUUACACUGUGCAAAACACUGGUUUUGUUUUCUGGUAUUCUCCCCGAUCUUUCCCUUUGAACAGAAACAGAUACUAUAGAAAUGAGCAUCUGAUAGCUCUUUCCCUCUCUUAAAAAUGUUAAUUACAAUAUAUAUAAAUGCGGUCAAUGCCAAUUUUAAUGAUGUAAAAUAUUUAGAUUCAAUUUUGAAGUUGAAAAACCUUUAAACUAGGGCGCAUAAAGAAAAAAAGCUGUCAAUGGGAAGGUAGGUAUGAUCUGGAAUCUUUUUUCUGAGUAUUACACACACAAAACAUUUCUUGAUCAAUGAAUUAAAUGUCAACUGAACUGAUAUCUUGAUGGGACAUUACCAAUAUUUUAAAGGCAGGACUAAAGGGCAGAUUAUUUCAGAUUUUGCUCAUUAGCAAAACUAACAUUCUGCUCAUGUUAAAUGUCAAUGAAACUUAUAUCUUGAUUGAGCAUUUCCAGCAUUUUAAAGGCAGAACUGAGAAAUGGCUUAUCUAUUUGUUCACAUACAACACUAUGACCUUCUGCCUGCAAAUCAAUUGAGUAUUUUCAAACCUAUUAUUUUUAAUUUAUUGUGAAACCUACAUUUACCUCCUAAGAGAAGCAAGGCUCUUCAAAAGUCUCUUCCCACGGCCCCUCUCUGCUUCUCCGGCCCUCUCUCCAGUUUCAACCUCUAUUCUUCUCCUUUUUCCGGCCCUCUCCCCAAUGCACACUCUCCCUCCUAUGUCCAGGGCUACUAUAAAGAGAUCAGUUUCCCAUAUUCAAUAAAUCAGUGUUUACUUAUCAAUUAAUAGUUUGAUGAAAACUUAAGCCAAAAGGAACCUCUUAUAAGGCUUUGUUUCCUUCGGGAUAUUGAGCCAAUGUAAGAUGUACCAAAUUUAAAAAAAAAAAAAAAACAAUCAGAGCAAGCUCUCCUUCCUCCCCCCCUCCCCCAUUUUUGCUUGCCUCUGAUUGAAACUGAAUUAAGAUGUUAGGAGCCUAGACCUUUGAGUACAUGACACUAACAAGGUGGUGACCACAGAGAAUAGGUACAAAGGUCUUGAAGCUUGCUUAGAGCUUUGUUCCGUGGUGGCACACAAAUCUUGGCUUGCUGUACCAUCACUGGCAAACCUCAUCAUAUCACAGAUGAGUGUGAGUGUUUGAGUGUCUGUGUGUGAGCACUAGUUGUAUGUGUGCAUAUUUGUGUGUAUGCACACUUUUGUGUACCUGUGUACAUGUGAUUGUAGAUGUACCUGUUGUGUGUAACUGUGUUAAAAAGAAACUUGCUUCGCAUUUAAUGUGCAACUUUGAAGUAGUGUAAUAUUUAUCUGAAGUUUUUCACCACUUGGUUUUGAUGUAUUUGAACGUGUACUUCUAUCUUCAAGCAAGCUUAUAGUACAUGUUGCUAAACUAACUUCUCCAAACAACUGAGUUGACUUCUAUUUUUCCUUGCCUACCAACCAAAGGGAUGGGGGCCUUUUCUUUCCCCUUGUAAAUGAUGCUGAGGAGAGGAUGUGGCUACAGGAUCAGGCAUUGUUACAGUAACUAGUCACUGCUAGGACAUCAACUUCAUAAGUUCCUUCAGACUCUUCUCUUUUUUCAACCUAAUCAAAUAAUGCAGUGUGGCUUUUGUUCGUUGUGAUAAAAAUGUGCUCUUUGGGCAGCCUUUUUUCAAGCCUUCUGUCACCAUUUUAUUUUCAAGUUAAGUAAUAAUUGUUUAGAAUUGUGAGAAAAAAGAUUACUUGGGGGAAAAUACUAUAUCACUUUAUUUGCAUAUUAGCUUCAGAAGCUGCCAGCAGACAGGGUACAGAGGGUAUAAAGCACAGAUGUAACAGUUGCUGAAUAAAUGAACGAGAAGCCUCAUACAUAACAGUACACAUUAUACAAGUAGUAACAGGUACAAAUAGUCACAAGUACUGCAUAACAAGCAAUCUUUUUCACAUUAUUUCUUAGUUUACAGACAAUUAAUUUAUUCAGUAUUGUACUGGAAGAAUCUUUAUGGACUAUGUGUACCAGCAUAUCACUUACCUUCCAGCUAUCAGUUCAUGCUGCUGUUAAGAAAAAACGAUGAUGGAAUGAUUUUUUUGUGUGUGUGACCGCUGCAUUUAAUUCGGUAUCAGGUGUAAUCACUUAGUUGUUAAAAAGUGAAACUUCACAGUUCCACCAGCUAAUUACAUUUGCUAUUUCUGCUUCAGAGAUCUGCUUUGAGUUGCUUUGGCUUUGUCUUCCUUUGUAAAUACUCUUGUACUUUCUUUUCUUUGUAAACAUCUCGUUUGCAGUUUUGGGAGACAACUUUGCAACUCUGUAUAGUGUUUAUAUAUAUAUGUAUAUCUAUAUAUAUCUGACUUGCCUUUCCAUAGAGCUACUCGCAAUAAAUGUGUUCAUGUAAGUUA
Molecule: messenger RNA, 16628 nt
Organism: Sapajus apella (tufted capuchin)
Lineage: Eukaryota; Metazoa; Chordata; Mammalia; Primates; Cebidae
Gene: IRS4
Product: insulin receptor substrate 4
Exons: 1
Coding region: 314-4093 (1259 amino acids)
Biological process (GO): insulin receptor signaling pathway
Cellular component (GO): cytosol; plasma membrane
Molecular function (GO): phosphatidylinositol 3-kinase binding; insulin receptor binding
Source: RefSeq, a predicted model, not a curated record